AUUUAUAUAUAUUAUUCCUAUUUCCCAGUUAGGGUUUUUAGGACUUAGUCUUAGAAGUCAAAGCGCCACUAAUACAGUCCUCAGGCGAGGCGACGGCGAGUCUCACUCCUCAUCCACUCAGGUGACGACGACAACUCCACGAGUCACAAUUUCACUGAUUCAUCGUGCUCACAAAUUAGAAGCUCGAGUCUUCUCACUUCUCAUUGACUCUCAGGACUUAGAAGCUCGCAAUUUCACUCUCCGCUCACAAGUCUUACAAAACUCAGUCGCUCACUGCCUCCAUUUCACUCUCUGAAGCUCACAAUUUCACUCUCAGUAUUACAACUCUGGUCACGCGCUCACUAUUUCUCAAUCUCUGCAAUUGUCUUUGGUGAAAGUAUCAUGGCUGAAAAUAUCAUAACUUGUUGUUGGUGAAAGUGGAGCUUCUAAUUCAAAUGCAAUAGGUCAAACUCAAACUGCUCAGUCCAAAGUAAAGAAAGAAAGGAAAAAAAGAUCUUGUGUGUGGGAUCAUUUUACUUGUAAAACUAAUUCUGAUGAAAAUGAUAAGGGUGUUUGUAACUAUUGUAAGCAAGAGUAGUUUGCUGACACAAAAGAACAUGGUACGACGGCAAUGAUUGGUCAUAUACCUAAAUGCAAGAAGAUGCCUUAUAAUAUUGAUAUUAAACAAUCAAAAUUAGCAUUUCAACCAGUGAUAUGGGGUAACAAGGGUGAUGUAGCUGUUGUUCCAUGGAAAUUUGUGCAGGAAGAGUGUAGGAAGGCUUUGUGUCGUAUGAAAAACAUAAAAUGAAGGCUGUUUUCAAGGAAACACAACAAAAGGUGUCUUCAACCACUUAUACUUGGACUUCCAUACAAAGAAUCAAUUAUAUGGUCAUUAUUGCUCAUUGGAUUGAUAAAAAAUGGACUUUGCAUAAAAGAAUUAUCAACUUUUUUCCAAUCUCUAGUCAUAGAGGUGAAGAUCUUGCAAAGUCUAUUAAAAAAGAAGAAGCAUAAAUAGGCACUGAAAGCCAGACCCGUGUUUGUGAUUAGAGCCACGGGUGGCUGUAUCACAGUAAACUGAGCAAAGGCAACUGAGACCGAGAGGAUGGAGAAUACAACGAGUGUAUUGCCACUAGUCUGCAAAAUCAUUCACAUACCUGAAAAGUCAUCCUUUCUUCCUCAUCUCCAACCCACAGUUAACGUGCUUGCUUCUGUCAUUGAACCCAAAGAUGCCAAUACUCUAGUCAGGAAGUUAAAUAAGAUUGCACCACUGGAAAAUUUGCAACAUGUGAAGCGUGUGCAGAAGAAAAGCAUUGAUGGGGGGAAACCUCAAUUAUCUCUGCUUUUAUGUAUGACUGUUGGAAAUGAUGGUGGAGAUGAUUGCAUGCCAUACGAAAUUCUUGAACUUGUCAAAUCAUACCAGUUGAGUACUUUCAUCACAAAAGUUUGCAAAUAUGCUGCAACAUCAAAAGAAGAAUGGGACGAACAGUGCAAGCUCUGGCCUACUUCGUAUCAUCCGCCAACCUACAACAUCAGUGGCAUAACUGGAUUUAGUGAAGAGGAGUCACAAUCAGUUUUCGGUUUCAUGAGACACACCAUUAAUUUGGCAACAUCUUCUAUUGGUCAGGUGGUCAAUGCUGCUGUUAUUGUAGAUCCUUCAACUAAGCAGGUCAUUGCAAGUGCUUGUGACCAGGUAAUAUCCUCGGCCAGUCUUGCAAAUGGGGUCUGCAAGGAAGGUAGCUGCUCGAACUAUCUAGAAAACCUCAAAGCCUCUAAUUUGGAAAACCAGCAAAUGUCACUUUUGGAUGGUUCAAUUAGUGAAUUUAAACCUAUAACUGACAAUGUUGCUUGUGUACAUCCUUGGCAAUUGGCACUGCAAAACUCUGGUUGCUGGCAUCCUUUGCGGCAUGCGGCCAUUGUAGCCAUUGAAAAUUCUGCUGCCAGGGAUCUACAACUUUUUCCUGAUCACAAAGCUCUAUCUCCUUUGAAAAGACAGAAGAUCGAGGAGUCUGGCUUCCAAAGCAAUGGCCAUAGUUAUCAAUCGCUCAGACCUUAUCUAUGUACUGGAUAUGACAUUUAUCUGGCCUGGGAGCCAUGUGCAAUGUGCGCAAUGGCGCUUGUACAUCAAAGAGUUAGACGGAUAUUUUUUUCAUCCCCAAAUUCCAGUGCUGGUGCACUAGGAAGUGUUCACAGAUUGCAAGGGGAGAGGAGCUUAAAUCACCAUUAUGCUGUUUUCAGGGUCGUGCUGCCUGAGGAGGUGUUCAGGAAUAAAGUUGUAGAUGGAAAGACUUCUGGAAGUGGUUGAAACAAACACUAAUCAGCUUUUUGGGGAGUCUUUAAAAAUUAAAGAUGAAUGAUAAGUGACAUGUUACCAACGAUUCAACAAACCAAGAAUGGUUCUUAUAUGUGGAUUAUCCGGAGGGGAAAAUUACUGUCAGCAUCAACCAGGAGAUUGAAGUCACAAAAGAGAAGAAACUGUUCCAAUGAAUCAAAAUUUGGUUCACCAAUACUUAUCCAUGUUUAGCAAGAAAUGCCGAGCUGAGUACGAUAUCCCACAACAUUUCCAGAUGGGAGCUUGAAUCGAAUACAUAUGGAAUUUUUUAAUAUCAAGAUUUGAGAAUAGAUUUGGGUAGUGCAUUUGAUUAAAAGUUAUGUAACCAUUAAAUUACUCUGAAGAUUUUUUCAUCUGAAGUUUUCUGAUGGUUCCGAAGUGGGUGAUUUUAACAUUCAUAUAAAUAUUUCACCUGUGCAACAAUAUGAAGGCCAGAUUUGCCGGUAGAAAACCAGUUUCAGAGAGCCAAGAAAAGAAGAUUGUGGAAGGACAAUAACAUUGUCAAGCACAUCUAGGUAACUUUCUUCUUUUACUGGAUUUUUAAAUGGAUAUUGUUUGAACUAGCUGUGGAAACAACAUCUUGCAGAAAUGCAGGGUCUGGCCCUUGUGGUAUGUACAAUAGACCCUUGUGGUCUGACCCUUCUCUGGACCCUGCACAUAGCAAGAGCUUAGUGCACCGGGCUGCCCUUUUUUAGGUCACAUAGUGCACCCAGGCAAGGAGUGCAGUUUGAGAAAAUUGGUUUGACAAAGUAUGUUGAUGGACUUGUGGAUGCAGACACAAAUUCAGAGAAUAGUUGGAGAUCGCUUGGUAACUUCAGGAACAAAGCAAAACCAGGAUCAGGUCAAUCAGACCGAGUAGGGAGACCUGAUCAUCGCAGUACUGUCCAUUCCAGCUCUCCCUUUGGCCAGAGACAAUAGAGAAAUGCUUCCUUUAGGCUUGCUGUACAAAUUCUAGUAGUAAAAAUCAACCUUGGUCUCAAUGUGACCUAAGGUAAGUACUUGCCAAGUUGAUCAAGACUUGUGUUUGUAAAGUGAAAAUAACAGGUUGCAAUUAUCUUGUUUGAUGGUCGUUUAAGUUAUUAAAUUUUGCCUGUGGCAAUGUUUGAUAAAAUGUAGCAAUCAUAUAUUUCCAGAAAGUUCUCAUCGCACAUA
This is a messenger RNA of Solanum tuberosum (potato), 3460 nucleotides long. Its product is annotated as probable inactive tRNA-specific adenosine deaminase-like protein 3. NCBI's taxonomy places the organism in Eukaryota, Viridiplantae, Streptophyta, Magnoliopsida, Solanales, Solanaceae. Gene Ontology annotation, molecular function: tRNA-specific adenosine-34 deaminase activity. Bases 1082 to 2281 code for a protein of 399 amino acids. The transcript has 6 exons. Gene Ontology annotation, cellular component: cytoplasm; nucleus. The record is from RefSeq and is a predicted model, not a curated record.